CCAUGUCUUCGGUAGCCGCUGCGGAACCCGAGCGGGACCAGCCGGACGGGCACGUCACCAAGCUCCUUUUCUUCCUCUUUGUGUUCGGGGCCACCCUCCUGUGCGUGGGGGUCCUGCUGUCCGUCUUCGGGUACCAGGCGUGCCCGUACAAGCCGGCCCCCACGUGCAGCGCGGCGCUGAGGGCGGCCGGGCCCGCGUGCGCGGCGGUGGGGCUGGCGCUGGCGGUCCUGGCGCGCUCGCGGGCGCGGCUGCGGCUGCGGGCGGGGCGGCGGGGAGGCGCCCGGGCCUUCGCGUGCGGGGAGAGCCGCCAGUUCGCCCAGUGCCUCACCUUCGGCUUCCUCUUCCUGACCAGCGGCCUGCUUAUCAGCAUCCUGGGCAUCUGGGUCCCCGGGUGCGGCUCGGACUGGGUGCCGGAACCCCUGAAUGACACGGACACCGCGGGCGCCGAGCCCCCGAUCUGCGGGUUCCUCUCUCUGCAGAUCACGGGCCCCUUGGUUGUGCUGGCGGGGUUGUGUUUCUUCGUGGUGGCCCACGUGAAGAAGAGGAGCGGCUCCAGGCGCACGGGGGGCCCCGUCGAGGGCGCGGAGGCCCCCGCGCAGGGCCCGGAGCCGGUGCAGGUCACUGUGGGUGACUCGGUGAUCAUAUUCCCGCCUCCUCCACCACCUUAUUUCCCCGAAUCUUCCGCUUCUGCCGCAACUCGAAGUCCUGGGGCUCACAGUGUGCUUCCUUCUGAAAACCCGCCUUCAUAUUACAGUCUUUUUCACCAUAGGACCCCAACUCCCGAGAGCGAGGGCGCGGCCCCCGCGGCAGGGCCCGAGGCCGUGUUCACCAUAUCCGGGGCUCGCGCGCUCUCGGAGGCGUCGCCCCCUCCUCACCUCGCGCCCGACUCGCCCCCCCGGAUGGAGGAGAAGGAAGCCCCCGCGGACCCCGCCCCGGCCCCGCCCUCCGCACCUUCUCCACCGUGA
Molecule: messenger RNA, 965 nt
Organism: Perognathus longimembris pacificus (Pacific pocket mouse)
Lineage: Eukaryota; Metazoa; Chordata; Mammalia; Rodentia; Heteromyidae
Gene: Tmem171
Product: transmembrane protein 171
Source: RefSeq, a predicted model, not a curated record